This is a messenger RNA of Suillus paluster, 393 nucleotides long. RefSeq lists its product as uncharacterized. The annotation marks the transcript as partial. NCBI's taxonomy places the organism in Eukaryota, Fungi, Basidiomycota, Agaricomycetes, Boletales, Suillaceae. The transcript is spliced from 3 exons. The record is from RefSeq and is a predicted model, not a curated record.
AUGUUGGAUUAUGCGAUUGAGCAUCGGGAGGCCAUUGAUAUUGUGACUCAACGUCAAGAUCUCGGUCUGUGGAAGUUUGAGCUGAAUAAUGAGGAGUGGGCAAUUGCCAAACAGCUGAGGGGUGUUCUCAAGAUUCUAAAGGAUGCAACACUAUUUUUCUCCCACUCGACACCUAAUCUAGCCACUGUGAUUCCGGCCAUGGAUCUCAUUGAUGAAAAGCUCACUACAUACUCCCACAACAGACAGUAUCACCCUUCAAUCCGCUCAGCUGUUCAGCUGGCAAAGGUAACACUUAACCGGUACUAUCAACUUACAGAUCAAUCCGAAGUCUAUCACAUCGCCAUGGUACUACACCUGCGUCACAAGCUCGUAUACUUCAGGAACGCUCGAUGG